AUGGUUUCUUCCGCCUCCGUUGCAGCAACUGAGGAUCCUUCUGCAACCCAUGGCGACACUACUCUCGACUCCUCAUCGAAACCAGCCAGUCCAACCAUGGCAUCUGAUGGGGAAAAAGCCGCCUCAGAUCCCACGUCUGAGGCUGCAUCAGGUCCCCAACCAUCGCCGACCAAAGUCACCGAUGCUGUCGCUGACCCUGACGUCGACGCUGAUGCUGAGGCUGACUCUGAAGCCGAAACGCUCAUUCAGUCGCCAGAGAAGCAGCGAUUGACCCGUGGCGGUACUUCGGCGACGGGUUCUGUCCAUUUGAGGUCUAAAGACGACGAAUCUCCUGGCCGAGAAACCGCCACCGAUUCCGAGAACAAAUCGAGAAAGCGCAAACGUAGUCUCGACCAUACCAAACCCACCCCUUCUCCCUCUUCCAGUCGACACAGCUCCCCCUUAUCAUCUCCCAGAAUACCUAUUCCAUCAGAAGAUAGUGAUUCAGAGUUAUCUAGCCACAUCGAAUUACACAACACCAGAUCGACUCCCCGCAAACGCAGUAGCCACGCGACCGCCGACUCGGAAGAUGCGCAAGAAAAACCACAAAAGAUCCAUGCGCGCAGACGAAGACCUAGUGAGACUCUUUCGCCUUUGAACAAGAAUCGCUCCAAACCCAAUUCCGCCCUCGAUUCAGCCACCCUCGAACGACGCGAAACUCGCUCUGCCACCUACCCCCGCCAUUCUUCCAAUGAGCGAUCUCCCUCGCCCAAACCACCUGCCCGGAGAGAACAUCGCCGAGGCGUCUCUACUCAAUUUACUGUAGGCGACGUCGAAAGAAAAAAAAGAGGCCGCCCUCCAGCCAUCACCACUCGCAGGAGCGGAUCUGCCGACCACCGCGCCCCAUCACCUUCCUCUGAUGCGUCCGAUUCUCCCCAGAAUCAACAGCCCACCUCCCGUAAAUACUCCUCACAUGACUAUGAAGCCAUGUCCCCGGCCAAAGCAAUUGGUCCUCGCAAGAUCCGCGACAAGAACGGCCGCACCCUUUUAAGCAAAGCUUGCAACAAUGGCGAUCUGGCGUCGGCAAAGGCCCGAUUCUCAGAGCGUCCAGAGGAUUUAAACAUGGCCGACAAUGCCGGAAAUACCCCUCUACAGAUAGCUUCGUUGAUGGGGUACGAAAACGUUGUCAAAUGGCUCCUCGAGAGCGACGCCGAAGUCAACACAAGAAACAUCGACAAAGACACACCCCUCAUCGAUGCCGUCGAAAAUGGUCACGUGGAAGUAGUUCGCCUUCUCCUUCACCACGGCGCCAAUCCUCGUUUGGGGAAUGCAAAAGGCGACGAGCCAUAUGAACUUGUUCCUUCCGACGACCCCAACUACAUCGAACUCAGAAAGCUCCUGGCAGACGCACGCGAGAACACCAACAACCGCCGUGUUUCCUCUGACCAAGUCGAUCUUGCCCAGGACAGGAACUCCUCACGGGCUGCUUCUGCUGCUAGUCCCAGGGAUUCUCCGCCCGUGAUCGGCCCUCGAAGUCCUCCAAAUAUGACUCAACGCCGCAGAACCGGACGAAGUGAAUCAACCAGAAAUGAUCUACUGUGGCAGGCUAGCACUCAGGACAAUCUAACUCGCUUGGCGGAAAAGGGUGACGUGCAGGGUGUCGCCAACAUACUCAAUAUCUUGCAAAAAGCGGAACCUGCCUCUCUGAUCGCCGCCGCAAAAGGCGGACAUGAAGAAGUUUUACAGUUUCUCUUAGGCAUGGGCGAUCCUGAUCCUGACCCCGAACCACUGCGUCAUAUGAAGACUGGAUACAACACUCCUAUUCUUGCUGCCAUUGGCCGAGGUCAUCCGGAAGUUGUCAAGUUGCUUGUCGAACAGUCUGGCUUCAAUCCAAGCCGUCGUGUACUCAAGGGAAAGACCUACCAAGAGAUUGCCGCUGAACGUCGAGGGGACCAGUGGCAGAAAGAAGUCGAAAUCCUCAAAGCUGCCUGUGAUCUUUUCUCUGCUGGCAAGUCACGUAAAGGUGGUUCGCCGCGCGUCACCAGAGACUCGGAAAAGGCAAAGAGCCGUGUUGCUCGACGAUCUCAGUCACCUGUCUCCUCCAAGACCAGAAACUCGACGUCUUCGAGUCCAACCUUGACCCAUAAAAGCCUACCCAACAAAUCACCUCCAUCUUCACAAAAGGUCCGGGAUAGGGACACUGGAUCAUCCGACACCGUAGAAAGACGCAAGACUAAUCUGGGACGGAGAGAUGGCGCGGCUGAGUUUUCCGUCGCUGUCAUCUCUGAUCAGGAAAAGACCGUCAACGCCCCCCGCAAGAGCCAUCCGAAGAGACGCAGCCAGAGUGAUCUCCCACAGUCGCCACACCUAGACUCCGACAGUGCCCAACGUCGACGGAGACUGGUCACCGGCAAAGAACAUCGCCGCCGGAAGAGCACUGUCGAGGAGGAGUCUGAUCCGGACGAAAUCAUCACUCCUAAGACCGAACCCAAAGCGACUACUGCCCUCAAACGCUCACGUGAUAGUGCUUCUCCGCCUCCUGCGACUGCAGACGACGGUGAACCGGGACGAAGCGCGGCUAAGAAGCGGAGAACCGUCAUUGAGAGCAGCCCAGAAGAUUCCAGACCUGGGCUAAAGCGGCGGAGUCAUCAAUUACCGUCGCUUACAAACCAACGAAAAGCUGAAACGGACCCUCUAGCAGACGAACAGGACCAUGCCGAUCUUGAAGCAUCUGGCGAUGAUAUUAAGGUUAAGGAGGGCUCUGAUAUCGCGUCCACGUCACCUAAACCUUCUGCUGAAAAUGGCUCCAUGGACCCUGUGGUUCCUGCAGAUGGAAAGAUCAUUCCUGAAGACAAUACCCCUCGGGUUAAGAGCGAACCUGUUGAAGCCGGACCUACGGAAGCGGAGCUUGAGUUACAGAGACAGGAAGAGAAACGAAAGGCCGAGGAGGCUCAAAAGCUCGAGGAAGAAAGAAUCGCCGCGGAGAAGGCAGCCGAGGAUAAACGCCUGGCAGAGGAAAAACGGGUGGCGGAGGAGAAAAGAAUCGCAGAAGAAGCUGAGCGACAGAGGAAGAAGCAAGAAGAGGAGGCCGCUGCCGCUGCCGCUCUUGCUGCAGCAAUCCAAAGACAGAAAGAGGAGGAUGAGAGAGCGGAGCGACUCAGGCGCGAGGAUGAAGAGCGAUUACGGCGGCUUGAAGAAGCAAAACGCCAACGACUCGAGGCUGAGCGGAUACGACGCGAGGCAUUGCCAAUCGUGUUAUGCCACACUGCAUUGAUGAUUGAUAAUAAUGACCCUGUGGUCAGAAGUGAGCCAUGGCUAAGAAAGUUCUUGCCUUUGUUCACGGUCAAGUCAAGUCAAUUAGGCAUCAACGCUCUCCAGGCUCCUUCAGACGAUUUAUGGGUUCCAAGUUUCCAGGUGGCUGGGCUACUCGCGACCAAAGAUCUCACUCUACGGAGUUUCACAUCACUGGAGACGAAGCCUGUGACAUUUUCACAGCGACAGUGUCUGUGGAAAGUCGCGCGAGUCAUGCUGUCGUACGAGUAUGACACCAAUUGUCUGAACACGAGCAUUAAGGAUGCGAAUAGACGCGAGGAAGUCGAGGGCCCAAGGUUCUAUGCCAUGAACGAGCUCUUCUGGGUCAAGCUCUCGGAUUUUGAACAACAAAUUUUCCGACAUCCUCACCUUGCGUCCUUGCGACUGCAGACACAACCAAUCUCGUUGAGGAUCUUUGGGGUCCAACCACGACCUGAUAUCACACCACAAACCAAUGGCUUCUCGGUGCAGCCACCUCCCCGACUCACCAAUGGGAUUGGAACGCCUUCACGUCCACUGUAUAGUAACGGCUACGCUCGUUGA
Molecule: messenger RNA, 3834 nt
Organism: Exophiala mesophila
Lineage: Eukaryota; Fungi; Ascomycota; Eurotiomycetes; Chaetothyriales; Herpotrichiellaceae
Exons: 2
Coding region: 1-3834 (1277 amino acids)
Molecular function (GO): protein binding
Source: RefSeq, a predicted model, not a curated record